AUGCGUCCCACUAAAUAAUAGGAUUAUUAAUUGAUAACUCCUCGAUCUCCAGAAAGGAUUCUCAAAAAAAGAAUUCUAAAUAAUCAAUCAUAGUAUUUAAUGAAAUGGAAAGGGUCUGAAUAAACUACAUGGGAAUAUGAAGAAAAUGUUCGACGUUCAAUUUUGGAAGAAUUCCUUUAAAAUUAACAAUCUUUUUAAGAGUAAAAAUAAAAAAAUCUUAAAAAUACAGCCUCAUAAUUACCUGUAUUAUAAUAAGUACAAUAAAGUCUCAAACAUCCUAGCUAUUCUGAAGAACUUCUCUUAAAUAAAUAAAAAGAAAUGGCAUAAAAAUUUUGUUGUUCUUAUCCUUAAAAAUGUGAUGAAAUAGAUAGUGUUCAUUUAAUGUUAACAAAUGAAGAUUGUGUAUUUGAAGUUAAAUGGAAACCAAGAGCAGAUGGAGUAGUACCUAUUUCAGAUUUCUACUAAUAUGAUUAAUUCAAAUUGGCAGCUCCAUUACUAUUUAUGAAUUUCUUAGAAAAUUGCAUAGUAGGUCAUGAAAAUAAUACAGAUAUUAAAUUCUAUGCUCCUGGAAAAGAUAAUGUAGAAAGAGCUUAAUUGAUUAAGAGAAUAUUACUUCGUAAUCCAAAAUAUACAGAUUCUAACAAAUAACAUAAUUAUGUGGUUAUUGAAGAAUAGAAAUAAUAAGACUCUCCUUAAGUUUUAUAACUAAAUAAAAAUACAAUAAUUAACUUUACCCAAUCUGAUACUAAAAAAAUUAUUGUAAAUUAACAGACAGAAUCAUUAGAUAAAAAUUAAUGUCCUUAAUAAGUUAGCGAAAAGAAAAAUACAAUAAUAAUUUAAGAGUCUUAUGAAAUUCAUUAAUAAUAAUUAGAUUCAAAUUCAUAAUAGGAAAUUUAAUAAUAAUAGCAAUCAAUUGAUGAAAGGGAAAUAGGAGAAUUGGUAGAUCCUGAUGAAAAUUAAUUAAAUGAUCAAUAAUUGGAAUAGAGAUCUAUUUCUUUAGAACCUUAAAAAUGA
Messenger RNA from Paramecium pentaurelia, 1014 nucleotides. The record is from the annotation of a GenBank genome assembly. Lineage: Eukaryota; Ciliophora; Oligohymenophorea; Peniculida; Parameciidae.